Messenger RNA from Ochotona princeps (American pika), 5955 nucleotides. It is a transcript of the gene MYH4, whose product is annotated as myosin-4. The transcript is spliced from 38 exons. Gene Ontology annotation, cellular component: myosin complex. Gene Ontology annotation, molecular function: ATP binding; cytoskeletal motor activity; actin filament binding. The record is from RefSeq and is a predicted model, not a curated record. Bases 33 to 5870 code for a protein of 1945 amino acids. Lineage: Eukaryota; Metazoa; Chordata; Mammalia; Lagomorpha; Ochotonidae.
CCUUCCUGAGCUGCCAUUAGUAGUCUGCAGCCAUGAGUUCCGACGCCGAGAUGGCUGUGUUUGGGGAGGCGGCCCCUUACCUCCGCAAGUCUGAAAAGGAGCGAAUUGAAGCUCAGAACAAGCCUUUUGAUGCCAAGAAUUCUGUCUUUGUGGUGGACGCUAAGGAGUCCUAUGUGAAAAGCACAGUUCAAAGCCGGGAAGGGGGGAAAGUGACUGUGAAGACAGAGGGUGGCGCUACUGUCACAGUUAAGGAGGACCAAGUCUUCUCUAUGAACCCUCCAAAAUAUGACAAGAUCGAGGACAUGGCCAUGAUGACCCACCUGCACGAGCCCGCUGUGCUGUACAACCUCAAAGAGCGUUACGCAGCCUGGAUGAUCUACACCUACUCAGGGCUCUUCUGUGUCACCGUCAACCCCUACAAGUGGCUGCCGGUGUACAACCCCGAGGUGGUGGCUGCCUACAGAGGCAAAAAGCGCCAGGAGGCCCCGCCCCACAUCUUCUCCAUCUCUGACAACGCCUAUCAGUUCAUGCUGACUGAUCGCGAGAACCAGUCAAUCCUGAUUACCGGAGAAUCUGGAGCAGGGAAGACUGUGAACACGAAACGUGUCAUCCAGUAUUUUGCAACAAUUGCAAUUACUGGAGAGAAGAAAAAAGAGGAACCCACUCCUGGCAAAAUGCAGGGAACCCUUGAAGAUCAAAUCAUCAGUGCCAACCCCCUGCUGGAGGCCUUCGGCAACGCCAAGACCGUGAGGAAUGACAACUCCUCCCGCUUUGGUAAAUUUAUCAGAAUCCAUUUUGGUGCCACAGGCAAACUGGCUUCUGCAGAUAUUGAAACAUAUCUGCUAGAGAAAUCUCGAGUUACCUUCCAGCUGAAGGCUGAAAGAAGCUACCACAUAUUUUAUCAAAUCAUGUCCAAUAAGAAACCAGAGCUUAUUGAAAUGCUUCUGAUCACCACCAACCCCUAUGACUUUGCCUUUGUCAGUCAAGGCGAAAUCACUGUGCCCAGCAUUGAUGAUCAGGAAGAGCUGAUGGCCACAGAUAGUGCUGUGGACAUCCUGGGCUUCAGCUCUGACGAAAAGGUAGCCAUUUACAAGCUAACUGGAGCUGUGAUGCAUUAUGGAAACCUGAAAUUCAAGCAAAAGCAAAGGGAAGAACAGGCUGAGCCAGAUGGCACUGAAGUUGCUGACAAAGCUGCCUAUCUGACAAGUCUGAACUCUGCUGACCUGCUCAAAGCCCUCUGCUACCCCAGGGUCAAGGUCGGCAACGAGUACGUCACCAAAGGCCAGAAUGUUCAACAGGUGUACAAUGCAGUGGGCGCUCUGGCCAAAGCCAUCUACGAGAAGAUGUUCCUGUGGAUGGUGACCCGCAUCAACCAGCAGCUGGACACCAAGCAGCCCAGGCAGUACUUCAUCGGGGUCUUGGACAUUGCAGGCUUUGAAAUUUUUGAUUUCAACAGCCUGGAGCAGCUGUGCAUCAACUUCACCAACGAGAAACUGCAGCAGUUUUUCAACCACCACAUGUUCGUGCUGGAGCAGGAGGAGUACAAGAAGGAAGGCAUCGAGUGGGAGUUCAUUGACUUUGGCAUGGACCUGGCUGCCUGCAUUGAGCUCAUUGAGAAGCCCAUGGGCAUCUUCUCCAUCCUGGAAGAGGAGUGCAUGUUCCCCAAGGCCACAGACACCUCCUUCAAGAACAAGCUGUAUGAACAGCACCUGGGCAAGUCCAACAACUUCCAGAAGCCUAAGCCUGCCAAAGGCAAGGCUGAGGCCCACUUCUCGCUGGUGCACUAUGCGGGCACCGUGGACUACAACAUCGCUGGCUGGCUGGACAAGAACAAGGACCCCCUGAACGAGACUGUGGUGGGGCUCUACCAGAAGUCUGCAAUGAAGACUCUGGCUUUCCUCUUCUCUGGAGCACAAACUGGUGAAGCAGGUAAUUUUAAACAUCAUGGCGGUGGCGGUGGAAAGAAAGGCGGCAAGAAGAAGGGUUCUUCUUUCCAGACCGUGUCUGCUCUUUUCAGGGAGAAUUUAAAUAAGCUGAUGACCAACCUGAGGAGCACUCACCCCCACUUUGUACGUUGCCUCAUUCCCAAUGAAACUAAGACUCCUGGUGCCAUGGAGCAUGAGCUGGUCCUGCACCAGCUGAGGUGCAACGGUGUGCUGGAGGGCAUCCGCAUCUGCAGGAAAGGAUUCCCAAGCAGAAUCCUCUACGCUGACUUCAAGCAGAGAUACAAGGUGUUGAAUGCAAGUGCAAUCCCUGAGGGUCAGUUCAUUGACAGCAAGAAGGCUUCUGAGAAACUCCUUGGGUCCAUCGACAUUGACCACACCCAGUACAAAUUUGGUCACACCAAGGUUUUCUUCAAAGCUGGCUUGUUGGGACUUCUAGAGGAGAUGCGAGAUGAAAAACUGGCUCAACUCAUCACACGCACUCAAGCCAUAUGCAGAGGUUACCUGAUGAGAGUGGAGUUUAAGAAGAUGAUGGAGAGGAGGGAGUCCAUCUUCUGCAUCCAGUACAAUGUCCGUGCCUUCAUGAACGUCAAGCACUGGCCCUGGAUGAAGCUCUACUUCAAGAUCAAGCCCCUCCUGAAGAGUGCGGAGACCGAGAAGGAGAUGGCCAACAUGAAGGAAGAAUUUGAAAAAACCAAAGAAGACCUGGCUAAGUCAGAGGCAAAGAGGAAGGAACUGGAGGAAAAGAUGGUGGCUCUGAUGCAAGAGAAAAAUGACCUGCAACUCCAAGUUCAAUCUGAAGCAGAUGGCUUGGCUGAUGCAGAGGAAAGGUGUGACCAGUUGAUCAAAACCAAAAUCCAACUGGAAGCCAAGAUCAAAGAGCUAACUGAGAGAGCUGAGGAUGAGGAAGAGAUCAAUGCUGAGCUGACGGCCAAGAAGAGGAAGCUGGAGGAUGAGUGCUCAGAGCUCAAGAAGGACAUCGAUGACCUUGAGCUGACCCUGGCCAAGGUUGAAAAGGAGAAGCAUGCCACAGAGAACAAGGUGAAAAACCUCACAGAGGAGAUGGCAGGCCUGGAUGAGAACAUUGCCAAGCUGACCAAGGAGAAGAAGGCCCUCCAAGAGGCCCACCAGCAGACCCUGGAUGACCUGCAGGCAGAGGAGGACAAAGUCAACACCCUGACCAAAGCUAAAACCAAGCUCGAGCAGCAAGUGGAUGAUCUUGAAGGGUCUCUGGAACAAGAAAAGAAACUUCGCAUGGAUCUGGAACGAGCCAAGAGGAAACUGGAGGGAGACCUGAAGCUGGCCCAGGAAUCCACAAUGGAUAUAGAAAAUGACAAGCAGCAACUUGACGAGAAACUCAAAAAGAAGGAGUUUGAGAUGAGCAAUCUGCAAAGUAAGAUUGAAGAUGAACAGGCCCUUGGAAUGCAGCUGCAGAAGAAGAUCAAGGAGUUGCAGGCCCGCAUCGAGGAGCUGGAGGAGGAGAUCGAGGCUGAGAGGGCCUCCAGGGCCAAGGCAGAGAAGCAGCGCUCUGACCUCUCCCGGGAACUGGAGGAGAUCAGCGAGCGGCUGGAAGAAGCUGGCGGGGCCACUUCUGCCCAGAUUGAGAUGAACAAGAAGCGGGAGGCUGAGUUCCAGAAAAUGCGCAGGGACCUGGAGGAGGCCACCCUGCAGCACGAAGCCACGGCGGCUGCUCUGAGGAAGAAGCACGCGGACAGUGUGGCUGAGCUCGGGGAGCAGAUCGACAACCUGCAGCGGGUCAAGCAGAAGCUGGAGAAGGAGAAGAGCGAGCUCAAGAUGGAGAUUGAUGACCUUGCUAGUAACAUGGAGACCGUCUCCAAAGCCAAGGGAAAUCUCGAGAAAAUGUGCCGCACUCUAGAGGAUCAGCUCAGCGAAGUGAAAACCAAAGAGGAAGAGCAGCAGCGCCUCAUAAACGAGCUCUCGGCCCAGAAGGCGCGUUUACACACAGAAUCAGGUGAGUUUUCACGGCAGCUAGAUGAAAAAGAUGCCAUGGUGUCUCAGCUAUCCCGAGGCAAGCAAGCAUUUACACAACAGAUUGAGGAAUUAAAGCGGCAGCUAGAGGAAGAGACUAAGGCCAAGAAUGCCCUGGCCCACGCCUUGCAGUCGGCCCGCCACGACUGUGACCUGCUGCGGGAGCAGUAUGAGGAGGAGCAGGAAGCCAAGGCUGAGCUGCAGAGGGCGAUGUCCAAGGCCAACAGCGAGGUUUCCCAGUGGAGGACCAAAUACGAGACGGACGCCAUCCAGCGCACGGAGGAGCUGGAGGAGGCCAAGAAGAAGCUGGCCCAGCGUCUUCAGGAUGCUGAGGAACAUGUGGAAGCUGUGAAUUCCAAAUGCGCUUCUCUUGAAAAGACAAAGCAGAGGCUACAAAAUGAAGUGGAGGACCUCAUGAUUGAUGUGGAGAGGUCUAAUGCUGCCUGCGCAGCUCUGGACAAGAAGCAAAGGAACUUUGACAAGGUUCUGGCAGAGUGGAAACACAAGUACGAGGAAACUCAGGCUGAACUUGAGGCCUCCCAGAAGGAGUCCCGUUCUCUUAGCACAGAGGUGUUCAAGGUGAAGAAUGCCUAUGAGGAAUCCUUGGAUCACCUUGAAACUCUAAAGAGGGAGAAUAAGAACUUGCAGCAGGAGAUUUCUGACCUGACUGAGCAAAUUGCAGAAAGUGGAAAGCACAUUCACGAACUGGAGAAAAUAAAGAAGCAGAUUGACCAAGAGAAGAGUGAGCUGCAGGCCGCCCUGGAGGAGGCGGAGGGAUCUCUUGAGCAUGAAGAAGGCAAAAUUCUUCGCAUCCAACUUGAGUUGAAUCAGGUGAAAUCUGAGAUUGACAGAAAAAUUGCUGAAAAAGAUGAAGAAAUUGAUCAGCUAAAGAGAAACCACCUCAGAGUUGUGGAGUCCAUGCAGAGCACGCUGGAUGCAGAGAUCAGGAGCAGAAAUGAUGCCCUGAGGAUCAAGAAGAAGAUGGAGGGAGACCUCAAUGAGAUGGAGAUCCAGCUGAACCACGCCAACCGCCAGGCUGCUGAGGCAAUAAGGAAUCUCAGGAACACACAAGGAAUCCUGAAGGACACUCAACUACAUCUGGAUGACGCCGUCAGAGGCCAAGAUGACCUUAAAGAGCAACUGGCCAUGGUUGAGCGCAGAGCUAACCUGAUGCAGGCUGAGAUUGAAGAGCUCAGGGCAUCCCUGGAACAGACCGAGAGGAGCAGGAGAGUGGCAGAGCAAGAGUUGCUGGAUGCCAGUGAGCGUGUGCAGCUCUUGCACACUCAGAACACCAGCCUGAUCAACACCAAGAAGAAGCUGGAGACCGACAUUUCCCAGAUCCAGGGAGAGAUGGAGGACAUCGUCCAGGAAGCCCGCAACGCGGAGGAGAAGGCCAAGAAGGCCAUCACUGAUGCGGCCAUGAUGGCGGAGGAGCUGAAGAAGGAGCAGGACACCAGCGCCCACCUGGAGCGCAUGAAGAAGAACCUGGAGCAGACGGUGAAGGACCUGCAGCACCGCCUGGACGAGGCCGAGCAGCUGGCGCUCAAGGGCGGCAAGAAGCAGAUCCAGAAGCUGGAGGCCAGGGUGAGGGAGCUUGAAAAUGAAGUGGAAAGUGAACAGAAGCGCAACGUGGAGGCCGUCAAGGGCCUGCGCAAACAUGAGAGAAGAGUGAAGGAACUCACUUACCAGACGGAGGAGGACCGCAAGAAUGUUCUGAGGCUGCAGGACUUGGUGGACAAACUGCAAACCAAAGUUAAAGCCUACAAGAGACAGGCUGAGGAGGCUGAGGAGCAAUCCAACGUCAACCUCUCCAAAUUCCGCAAGCUCCAGCACGAGCUGGAGGAGGCCGAGGAGAGGGCUGACAUUGCCGAGUCCCAGGUCAACAAACUGCGGGUCAAGAGCAGAGAUGUCCACACAAAAGUUGUCAGUGAAGAGUGAUUCACUCUAUUGCUGAAAGGUGACCAAAGACACGCACAAAAUGUGUAGUUCUUUGUCACUGUGUUGUAUACCAGGGAAAUAAAAU